This is a messenger RNA of Drosophila persimilis, 379 nucleotides long. It is a transcript of the gene Cks85A, whose product is annotated as cyclin-dependent kinases regulatory subunit. The transcript has 2 exons. The record is from RefSeq and is a predicted model, not a curated record. Gene Ontology annotation, biological process: regulation of mitotic cell cycle. Lineage: Eukaryota; Metazoa; Arthropoda; Insecta; Diptera; Drosophilidae. Gene Ontology annotation, cellular component: cyclin-dependent protein kinase holoenzyme complex; SCF ubiquitin ligase complex. The coding region runs from base 1 to 276 and encodes 91 amino acids. Gene Ontology annotation, molecular function: histone binding; protein kinase binding; cyclin-dependent protein serine/threonine kinase activator activity.
AUGCCUGCAGAUCAAAUCCAGUACUCAGAGAAGUAUUUUGAUGACAAAUUCGAGUACAGGCAUGUUAUUCUGCCUUCCGAUUUGGCCAAGCAUGUGCCCAAGGCGCAUCUGAUGACUGAAACGGAGUGGCGCAAUCUUGGCGUACAGCAGAGUCCCGGCUGGGUCCAUUACAUGAUGCACGCACCAGAGCCCCAUGUGAUUCUGUUCCGCCGCAAACGCGUCGGGGAAGAGAACGCGCCGCAGGUGUCGUCUCAACAAGCGGCAGCCUGUGUAUAAAGCCAGACAUAACAGCACCCACCAACUCACACAAGUAUUCCAUAAGACAAAUUUAUCAGAACAUCCUGAUGUAAAAUAAGUAUAACCCAUUAGCUUUAAGAGU